This is a messenger RNA of Dothidotthia symphoricarpi CBS 119687, 1556 nucleotides long. RefSeq lists its product as uncharacterized. The record is from RefSeq and is a predicted model, not a curated record. Gene Ontology annotation, biological process: GPI anchor biosynthetic process. The transcript has 5 exons. The coding region runs from base 39 to 1556 and encodes 505 amino acids. Gene Ontology annotation, cellular component: endoplasmic reticulum. Lineage: Eukaryota; Fungi; Ascomycota; Dothideomycetes; Pleosporales; Dothidotthiaceae.
CGUGUCUGUCACAACAGCCCAUCCCCAAGAAUGCAUCAAUGCAGCUCUCGCGCCUUUUGUUCCUCGUUUCCCUGCUCCUCGCGCCCCUAGCCCUCCUCGGCACAACAUGGCUCUACACGUACCCGCUGCUGCACGGCUGUGCGUUUCCCCUGCCCCCAGCCAAUACCAGUAACGCACCAGCGCCCUUCCGCCUCCUCGCGCUCGGCGACCCGCAACUCGAGGGCGACUCCUCGCUGCCCGACCCCAACGCGCUCGUGUUCCCGUCCCUCGCGCACUUCGCGCAGCACUACGACUUGUGGGAUUUGUCGCCGCGGCUGGCUAAGAACACGGUAAAGGGGAUUGCUGGGGAUGUUGGCGUGUGGCUCGAGGGGAAGAGGAAGGCGGUAGAUCUUUGGGGGAAUGAUCUUUAUCUUGCGCAUAUUGUGAGCGUGUUGAGGUGGUGGACUAGGCCGAGUCAUGUGGCUGUUUUGGGGGACUUGUUGGGGAGUCAGUGGAUUAGUGAUGGGGAGUUUGAGGGGAGGGGGAGGAGGUAUUGGGGCGUUGUUAUGAGGGGGUUGCAGAAGGUGCCGGAUUGGUUUUAUGGGGUCCUCGGCGCAGACGAGUCUUGGUCGAAAAGAGUCAUAAACAUCGCCGGAAACCACGACAUCGGCUACGCAGGUGACCUGGACGAAUCCCGCAUCGCGCGCUUCGAACAAGCAUUCGGCAGUGUGAACUGGGACAUAUGGUUCACAUUGCCAGCGUCCACGACCAACACCACUUCCCCACCCCCCGCCCUCCGUCUCAUAAUCCUCAACUCAAUGAACCUCGACACGCCUGCCCUGGCCCCCGCCCUCCAAACAGAAACAUACGACUUUCUCAACCACCUGAUCUCCACUUCGCGCCCCGUCGCCGAUAAAUCUGUCUCCACCAUUCUGCUCACGCAUAUCCCUCUCCACAAGGAAGCUGGUAUAUGUGUCGACGCGCCCUUCUUCGACUUUUUCAACGGCGAUGAGGGCGGCGGCGUUAAGGAGCAGAAUAUGCUUAGUGACCAUGCGAGUAAGAUGCUGCUGGAAGGCAUCUUUGGGCUCGGCGAGAGGGCUGACGGCGGGAGUGGGCGGCGCGGCGUUAUUGUAGGUGGGCAUGAUCAUGAAGGAUGUGGCGUGCUGCAUUAUCUGGGCACGAAGGAGGAAGAGAAGUCGCUGGAUGAGACUGUUGCUGGCGACGCUCUUACUUCUGCCCGCCGCUACGCCUCCUCCCUCCCACUCCCAGACGCUCCGCACCUGCGCGAGAUCACGCUGCGCAGCAUGAUGGGCGAUUUCGGCGGAUAUGCAGGCUUCCUCAGCGCAUGGUUCGACGCCGAGCUCGGGGAGUGGCAGAUGGGGUUCGAGACGUGUGGGGUGGGUGUGCAGCAUUGGUGGUGGGGGGUGCAUGUUGUGGAUUUGAUUGCUGUGUUGGUUGGGGUUGCGGGGGUACUUGGAUAUUACGGGCUAUUCUUAUGGGUAGAUUAUGGAUGUCUUCCUCACAACUACAGUGGCGUGAAAGUUGCUGUCAAGGGUAAGCGCAUAAUGAGAGAUUAG